Guillardia theta CCMP2712 is the source of this 528-nucleotide messenger RNA. RefSeq lists its product as hypothetical. The transcript has 4 exons. The record is from RefSeq and is a predicted model, not a curated record. NCBI's taxonomy places the organism in Eukaryota, Cryptophyceae, Pyrenomonadales, Geminigeraceae. Gene Ontology annotation, molecular function: protein binding. Bases 1 to 528 code for a protein of 175 amino acids.
AUGGAAGCAUACAGGAGUUGCGUGGCAUUGAACCCCGGGAGAGAGGAGUCAUGGAUUCAGCUAGCGGGUCUCUACCUCUCGCUUGGAGACAUCCCUUCAGCUUUGCGAAGCUACUUGUCAGCGCUGGAAAGCAACCCGAGCUGCAGUGCGGCGCAUGCUGGCAUCGGGCGGAUCCUUGAGCAAGGAGGGAAGACAGAGGCUGCGAUCGUGUCUUACGAGAAAGCAAUGAGAGCGGGCGGAGGAGACAAGGCAACCCUAAUGUCGCUGUACACCCUCUACUUCAGAUCCAGAAGGUUUGAAGCAGCUCGAGACGUCGCUCAGCGAUUGUGCAAUGAGAAUACAGACGAUGAAGACGUCAGUACAAAGCUAGGUCACGCUCUGAUGGAACUUGGGCGAACGGCAGAAGCUCAGCGAUCCUUCUUGUUCUCCUCGAUAUCAAAUUUGACAGAAUGUAACAUGAAGAGCAGGCGAGCGGUCGACCUGAACCAAGGUUAUGGUCCAGCGUAUAACGGUCUUGGGGUGAGAUGA